AUGGGAGUGCUGAGGGAGCCAGCAGAUAUCCUUGCCAGGCCACUCACGAUGGUCUCUGAUCGCUGCGACGCGGAGCAGCUCCCCGGGGGUCGAUACAGGCUCCAGUCCUGUUCGGGUGCGCGGCUGUGUCUUACGGUUGCCUUUUCCCCUCGCUGCUUGCAGCAGAGCCAAGCCAUCCCGCUCGUCUCUGUGGCAAGUGUCACUUCUGGAGGGAGCUCGGGCAAAGUGGUAAAAAGACAAGUGUCCAACGUAGCAGAGGAAGAUCGUGGAGAAAAGACUGAAAAGGCUGGGGAAGCACUGGAAAUAGAUAUGCUGAAGGUUUCUGGCACAGAAAACUCUGAGCAUGUUUUCAGGAGAAGCCUUUCUUCACCUCCCUAUGCAGGGUCGGCAGAGGCUUCUAAUAAUUCCAGCGGUGCGAAGUCAGACAUGGACAUGGCGUAUGAAAGAGCCAGGGUGCACUUUGGCUCGGAGGAGACUGCCAGCAGUCCUGCUGUGGGCAAGUCGAUACUGAAGAAGACUGUGACCGUGACAGAAACACCUUCAGCAGUUUUCCAUUAUAGUGCUGUGCAAGAUUCCUGUAAUAGCAAGCAUAUUGAUGCCAUCGUCGAAGCAGCGAAGAAAGACCUUUCAACCUUGAUGAAACUUGAUGAUCCUGCGUUGUUGAAUGGCAAAGUGACGCUACAUCAGGUUACUGCUGGGACUGUGCUGUCGAGGCAGGGAGAUCAGGAUGUUAAUGUUUGCUUUGUGGUCUCGGGGAUGCUUCAUGUGUACCAACGGAAGAUAGACUCGGAGGAGGACACCUGUCUGUUCAUUACCCAUCCAGGAGAACUCGUAGGCCAGCUCGCUGUCCUGACUGGGGAGCCCCUGAUUUUCACCAUCAAGGCCAAUCGAGACUGCAGCUUCCUCUCUAUUUCCAAGUCCCACUUCUAUGAGAUAAUGCGGGAGCAGCCAAGCGUCGUUCUGGGUGUGGCCCACACUGUCGUGAAGAGAAUGUCCCCCUUCGUUAGGCAAAUUGACUUUGCCCUGGAUUGGAUGGAGGUUGAGGCUGGACGAGCUGUUUACAGGCAGGGGGACAAGUCAGACUGCACGUACAUAGUGUUGAAUGGUCGACUUCGCUCGGUCAUACGGAUGGAUGAUGGAAAAAAGCACCUGACGGGUGAAUAUGGACGAGGAGACUUGAUCGGAGUGGUAAGAGUCGGUUUCAAAAUGAACCUUUUGGCUGAAAAACUAGUGUUGUCUCCACACUAA
Molecule: messenger RNA, 1248 nt
Organism: Eurypyga helias (sunbittern)
Lineage: Eukaryota; Metazoa; Chordata; Aves; Eurypygiformes; Eurypygidae
Product: patatin-like phospholipase domain-containing protein 7
Exons: 8
Coding region: 1-1248 (415 amino acids)
Source: RefSeq, a predicted model, not a curated record